This is a messenger RNA of Sardina pilchardus (European sardine), 4212 nucleotides long. Its product is annotated as cytochrome P450 2F2-like. The record is from RefSeq and is a predicted model, not a curated record. Gene Ontology annotation, molecular function: oxidoreductase activity, acting on paired donors, with incorporation or reduction of molecular oxygen, reduced flavin or flavoprotein as one donor, and incorporation of one atom of oxygen; iron ion binding; heme binding. Gene Ontology annotation, biological process: xenobiotic metabolic process. Lineage: Eukaryota; Metazoa; Chordata; Actinopteri; Clupeiformes; Clupeidae. Gene Ontology annotation, cellular component: cytoplasm; intracellular membrane-bounded organelle. The transcript is spliced from 9 exons. The coding region runs from base 1650 to 3125 and encodes 491 amino acids.
AAAAUGCAAUGACAUGGUCAAAAUCACACCAGUUGGCUGUUAUCUAAAGAAUGUCUUAUAUUAGAUUAGUUUAGAUUCAACCUCCUUAUUACCACCAUGUCUUGCCACCAUUGAAAGAUAUUACUCUCUAUUUGUUUCCUACAUUUGUGGAUGUAGUUGUUUUUCAAACAUUUUUAUUGUUGGACGUUCUGAUAUUAGGUACAUGUCUGGCGUAUUUUCUGUGUUUGAAUGUUGUAUCGAUAAAUUAAAGUUUUCUCAUCACCAAAUUAGUUUAAAUUGAAUUACUGGAUAAUUCAGCCUGAAAUCAAAACCCAUUUUUAAAAAAUAUUGGACUGCUCUCUUCAAGUCAAUCCUCAGAUAUUCUAUAGGAUUUAAGUCAGGUCUCUGACUUGGCCACUCAAGGACAUUCGCCUUCAUAUCCUUAAGCCACUGGUUUGUUCCUUUGCCAGUAUGUUUAGGAUCAUUGGCGUGUUGGAAAGUGAAUCUUCAGCUGUCUAGCAGAGGGACGCAGGUUUUCCUCAAGAAUUUUGGUGUACUUGCAGCAUCCAUUUUCCCUUCUAUCCUCACAAAUGGCCCAGUCCCCGCUGAAGAGAAACAUCCCCACAACAUAAUGUUGCCCCCACCAUGCUUCACAGUAGGUAUGGUGUGUUUUGGAUGGUGUACUGUGUUUGUUUUUCGCCAAACAUAGCGCUUGGAGUUCAGUGCAAAAACACAUCUGGAAUAUUCUGCUACCAUGUCAGAAAAUGUGUUAUGGUCAGAGACUAAGAUUGAACUUUUUGGAGACUUUUAGAUUGAAUUUGUUGGACUGAACUCCAGGCGCUAACCAAACACAGUACACCACUCAAAACACCCUACCACUGACAGACUUUGACAAGAUUUGGGCAAGAUUCUUGAAAGAUUGUAGUCUCUUACCUAAUGCCCCUCAUUCAAGCUUUCCUCAAAAGACUACAAUCUUUCAAGAAUCUUUCCCAAAUCUUGUCGAAGUCUGUCAGUGUAAGGUAGCCUUUAGACAUUCUCAGGCGAACUUCAGAGGUCUGUGGGAGCGAGUCCAGACAAGUCUGCCAGACCAAAUUUCAAAUGAGUUACUAUUCUAGCCACUGUCUUUUGUAUGUGUGUUACACCAGCAAACAUAAUUUCUUCCAACAGAUAUAUCAACUGUUGUCCACCACAAAAGUAUUGCUUUAGCAAAAGAGAAAUUAGGAAUGUGUGUCUGGGAAAAUGUGUGUGAAGAAUCUACCGUAUGUGUGCGAGUGUGGUGUCCUUAGGCAACCUGAAGCCAUAGCAACCUGGAUAAUCUGUGAUGAAUGUGUUGAAUUGCCAUGCAUACCGCAUACGAGAAGGAGUUGUGUUUCCACAUGCACCCUUUAGAGACACACACACACACACACACACACACACACACACUCACUCACUCACUCUCUCUCUCUCUCUCUCUCACACACACACACACUCACACAAACAGUCUCACGCCCUUUCCUUUAGCAGUGUACCGGUGAAAGUAAAUAAACUUCCUGUGUCAUUGUUAUUAAUCUCACACACACCCUCUCUCUCUCUCUCUCUCUCUCUCUCUCUCUCUCUCUCUCUCUCUGGUGCAAAGUUCGCCUCCCCUAUUAACUUUUCUCUGAGCCGAGCAGUCACACACAGUCACCAUGCUGAUCUCUGUGCUGCUGUUGUGGUUUGGAGUCUUCCUCCUCUUCUUCCUCUUCAGGGUGCAAAGACCCAAGAACUUUCCUCCUGGACCCACAGCACUUCCUCUGCUGGGAAACCUGCUGGAGAUCAACCCACAACAGCCACUCAAGAGUUUCAAGAAGUUGGCAGAGCGCUAUGGUCCAGUCUACAGUCUGUACAUUGGUCGUCAUCCUGCGGUGGUCCUGGCCAGUCAGAAGGUCAUCAGAGAAGCUCUCGUCACCAGAGCCUCUCAUUUUGCAGGACGACCAGAUCACAUGUUGGUUUGUCACAUCCUUGAAUGCAAAGGCUUGAUCUUGGCGAAUUAUGGUCCUGCAUGGCAAGAACAUCGGCGCUUCGCCCUGACUACGCUGCGGAACUUUGGGAUGGGGAAGCGCUCCAUGGAGGAGAAGAUUCUAGAAGAGACCCAAAACAUCUGUGCUGAGCUAGAGAAACACGCAGGGAAGUCUAUGGAUCCUCAGUAUCUUUUCCACUUUGGUGCUUCUGACAUCAUCUGUUCCAUUAUUUUUGGAUCUCGAUUUGAAUAUGACGACCCCUACUUCAAGUCCAUUAUCGUCUUCAUGGAAGAAGCGACUAAAAUAGCCCUAGACCCUUGGGCAAUUCUCUAUGAAAUUGCUCCAAUUAUUAAGAGUUUGCCCGUGCCAUUUAUUAAAUGGGCGCAUGGUUUAAUCAGACGGAUCAGAAGCCACAUCCUAAAAGAGGUCGCCGAGCACAAAGAAUCAUGGGUGUCUGGAGAACCUAGAGAUCUCAUUGACUGCUAUCUGGACGAGACUGAAAAACGGGCAGAUAAAGGCACCACAUUCGAAGACAGUCAGUUGGCAUCCACCUUGUUUGACCUGCUGAUUGCUGGGACUGAGACUACUUCCAACACACUGAGGACAGCAACACUCUACCUCAUGACCCACCCGCAUGUACAGGAGCGCUGCUACCAGGAGAUUGAGGAAGUGCUGGGUUCUCGUGAGCAGGUGUGCUUUGAGGAUCGCCUGUCCAUGCCCUACGUCCAAGCCGUGAUCCAUGAAGUCCAGAGAAUGGCCGACACUGUUCCUCUGAGUGUGUUGCACACCACGACCACGGACACACAAGUCAUGGGCUAUAACAUUCCAAAGGGUACGUUGGUUGUUCCUCUCCUGUCCUCAGCGCUACAUGAGGAGGGUCAGUGGAAGUCCCCUCAUGACUUCAACCCUGAGAACUUCCUGAAUGAGAGGGGGGAGUUUGUCAAACCUGACGCCUUCAUGCCCUUCUCUGCAGGAUCCCGUAUGUGUCUGGGGGAGGGGCUUGCUCGCAUGGAACUCUUCCUCAUCCUGGUCACGUUGCUUCGUCGCUUCCGAUUGGUCUGGCCAGAGGAGAAGGGAGUCCCUGACUACAGCAUGGUGUUUGGAGGCACACAGGCACCCAAACCGUUCCACGUCACCAUCCAUCGAAGGGAAUCCACAAGCUAAUGCAACUGAUGCUAGCAUGCAGGUUUCUGUAGGUGACAUUUAAAUAGAUAUGCCUUUCACUUUUCAAGUGCUCUCAUUAUUUUGUUUUUCUCUGUGGAAUGACAUGACUCGGGAAAAUCAUCACCAUUGUGACCCCCUCGCGUUUAUAUGAGCGAGGCAUAGGCAGAAAAAACAAACAAACUUGAGGCUAAGAACUAUUUUGGAGAUCAGCAGCCUAGCAUGUCUCUAUGCGCAUGGUGCAUUAGUGUAUGUGAAUUAACUAUUAACUCUUGCACUCUCAGUAUGUUAUUGACAGUUUUUGGCACAUGUUAAUGGUCAUAUGGCCAUGAUAAAUGAGCCUUGCCUUUCCUAUCUUAUAUCACCAUGUUGGUUUAGUACUGUAUUUCAAAUAGUAGUGGAUUCUGUCCAGCUUUUAUUACAGUGAAUCUUCUGAUUCUCAGCCUCUUGUUAUAUCAAGGGGGCAAUCAGACAGGACACGCUUUGCUGCCUGUAAAACGUGAGGUGCGCUUUUUUUGAUUCAUGAUGCUCAGGGCGCCUCUGCAGUCUAGGCACAUAAACAGUGUGUAAAAUGUUUACUUUUGAUACCAAACAGCACGAAAAAGGUGCACCUCACUGCAAAAAGUAAAAAAAAAGUUCAACUCAAAGCAGGGGGAAAAGAUCAACUCAAGGCAGGAAAUGGUCCAACGUCAUUUGCGUUUUUAUGCGUGACAAGGGACAUUCUGUCUGAUCACCCUCAUUAGGCUCCAAAUCACAAAGCUAUGACCUGUUGUCAGAAUGGUCAAACAGCAUUACAUUUGCACAAAUAAGUGUCUUACAAGGGACUGUUAUGUUACAUAAAUUAGAGAAAAGUUUCUUGUCAUGUGUCUGUUAUUGGUCAGGGAGGAAUAUUUAACUGAUUCAUUACAUAUUCAUCUUAAAACAAGUUUUAUUUGACAUAAACAUGCAUUUUGCUUGCAUUGUUCAUGAGUUUGAAUAGCUUUAUACAGUAUAUACAGUAAUUGUUUAGAUGUCAUAAAUGGUAGCAGGUUUGUAAAUAUUGUUUUGAGAAUGUUAUAAUGCCAUAUCAAUAAAGGCUUUUUUGAAGUGG